UUCCUGUUGGCACUUGGCGGCUUCAGGUCUUUCCCCAAAGCACAGUUCUGGACGCGCCACACAUGGAGAUCCCCGCCCUCCUCUUGUCCUUCCUCCUCCUCAGCAGCAACGCCUUCGCAAGAUUUAUCGAAGGGGAGUCGGACCGAAAUGACACUCGCGAAGAGGUUGGAGAAACGCCAUCUCCGGAACACGCAGCUCCAGCUUCAGUUCCAGCUCCUCCGGCGGCGCCACCCUCACCCCGACGCUCUUCCAUCACUCGCCUCAUGCCGGUGUUCAUGUCGUCGGACUUCGAAAGCGCUCCGGGCGGCGUCAACGGCCUGUAUUCACCGCCGAUCAUCGUAGGCGCUCCGGGCGGCGGCAACGGCCUGUAUUCACCGCCGACCAUAGACCACCCUCAGGAACAGCCGUAGCAUCAUCUCCAGGAGUCACCGGCGUGUAUUUGUCCCCGACCACAGAGCUAGUCACAGAAACCACAUUUACUAGCAGAGGCCCCGAAAGCUUUAGUUUAUUAGAUCUUUCUUCCCUUCCAUCACUUCCCUGUGAUGGAAAGUGCAUGUUUCGGCAUGGUAAGGUCUGUGAAACUAACGCUAGAUGUUUAUUUUCCUCUGCCGAAGGAGCACAUUUAUGAGCCAGGUAUUUGAAGGUUUUCUUCUAGUUAGUGAAAGGGAGAAAAAUAAAAUGAAUGACAUACAAAAACAAACAAAAACAUAAAAACAUGAACAAAAGCAACAGCAACCGGUGACUUAGUUAGGCCUAAAGCUAGAAACAUAUUACUGAGGAUGAUAAUGAUGAGGAUGAUGGUGUUACUUAUAUUACCAAUUAUAGUAAGUAUCAAAAUCAUAAUAGUAAUGAUAAGAGUAAUAGUAACAACUAGAAGCGCAUACCUCCACCAGGGCAAUAAGGUCGCUGAUGCAAUAAAAGAUAUUCACACAAAGAAUUACAUUAGAAUCACCUUGUUCAAGUUCACGGGUGCCGUCUGUCAAUUUAAACUUUUUGGCGAAGGCGAAGCAAUAGGAGUAAUGAUCCAAUAAUUAAAAAAAAAAAAUCCUGGAUCCGGAUCACCACCAAAAUUUAAGGGAAUCUGAGUUAGGCUAAGACGCAUCUGGGAAAAUGUUCAGAAAAUUAUGUUCAUAACUGAGUUAUUCUGCUAACAAACGAAUAAAUAAUUUAUUGAAAUCAUC
Molecule: messenger RNA, 1181 nt
Organism: Penaeus vannamei (Pacific white shrimp)
Lineage: Eukaryota; Metazoa; Arthropoda; Malacostraca; Decapoda; Penaeidae
Product: dynamin-like
Source: RefSeq, a predicted model, not a curated record